UGUCAGCUGUCAGUUGUCACUUUUACAAUUUGUUAGCUUCUGUAUUAUUUUUAUAAACAAAAAUUCCGUAAAAAUAAUUUCUCAACAAAAGAAAUCAAAAAUAAUCAACAAUGGAUUAUAAUAUUCAUAAAAUCUGUCGUGUUUGCCUGGAGGAAGGAGCACUCACUUCGAUCUACAGUACUGAAUUUGCAAUGAUGCCCAUGACUAUGAUGAUGAUGUGUGCUAAAAUCAGGGUCUAUAAAACAGACGGACUUCCAGCUGUGAUCUGCAACAAUUGUAUUUAUCGUUUGGGUGUCGCAUACCAUUUCAAACAGGAAUGUGAAAAUUCUGAUAUACGUUUGAGGCAAUAUCUGGGAAUCCUUGAAAGAGGAUAUGGUCUGUGUGAUGCGGAAACUAUGACGGACCCUCUUCCUCAAAGGGAACCCAAAAAACUAUUCCUCGAUGACUACAAAGACGACGAUGUGGACGAGGAUGAAAAAGAUGAAGCUAAGCACCGUAAAAGUAAACGAAAACCUCGUUAUCAACGUAAAGCCCCAGAAGACCACAAAAAACGAGGCCCCAAGCCAUUGGAAAAAAUGCCCCAAACCUGUUACGAUUGCAAUAAGACUUUCAAAUGUGCCGCUCAGCUCCAAAUGCACAUUCGAACACAUACCGGAGAGAAACCAUAUGUCUGCAGUUAUUGUCCUCGUCGAUUUGCACAGAAAUAUAAUCUUCAGAUUCAUCUAAGAACUCACACCGGAGAGCGUCCUUUUCAAUGUGAAAUUUGUAGCAAACAAUUCGCUGCGUUAGGAAACUUCCAAGCUCACCAAAAAAUCCACACUGGAGUGCGAGAUCAAAUCUGUCCGGUGUGUCACAAGGCAUUCUUAAGCUCGGGCGACCUGUCGAAACAUAUGGUAACGCAUGCGGGUAUAAGAAAUCACCACUGUGAUAUUUGUGGGAAGAGCUUCAGUCGCAAUCGAGAUAUGGUUGCGCAUAAAAAGAAAAUCCACCUAAACGAAAUGAAUAGUGAGAAUUUCAAAUGCCCCGAAUGUCAUAAGGUAUUUGCGACGUCGAGUAGUCUGAGUGUGCAUUUUCGUAGUCAUGGAGGUGUAGCGAGUUCGCUUCCUUUAGUCCAUCAACCUCCGAUUGUUCCGACAGCUAUAGGUGGCAGUAUGUGUCCACCACCAGCUCCUCCGCCAAGUUUGGGUGGCAUCGCAAUGGGAAUGCCACCACCUCCUCCGCCUCCUGGAAGCUUAGGGAUGCUUGGGCAUACUCAAGGGACUUUAUCAUUGAUGCAUUCACAGCGAUUGCAUCCUUAUUGAUAACAUGUUAAGAACUAAGUAAACUUUAUUUUUAAGUAUUUACAUCUGCAAUAGACAAGCCAAAAAAUAAAAUUUAAUAUCUACAAUAUAACAUUUAGAUAAACAUGAAAGACAA
This is a messenger RNA of Eupeodes corollae, 1416 nucleotides long. Its product is annotated as Krueppel homolog 1. The coding region runs from base 111 to 1301 and encodes 396 amino acids. Gene Ontology annotation, molecular function: zinc ion binding; RNA polymerase II cis-regulatory region sequence-specific DNA binding; DNA-binding transcription factor activity, RNA polymerase II-specific. The transcript has 4 exons. Gene Ontology annotation, cellular component: nucleus. The record is from RefSeq and is a predicted model, not a curated record. Gene Ontology annotation, biological process: regulation of transcription by RNA polymerase II. NCBI's taxonomy places the organism in Eukaryota, Metazoa, Arthropoda, Insecta, Diptera, Syrphidae.